This is a messenger RNA of Phlebotomus papatasi, 1802 nucleotides long. It is a transcript of the gene slow, whose product is annotated as epidermal growth factor-like protein 8. Lineage: Eukaryota; Metazoa; Arthropoda; Insecta; Diptera; Psychodidae. The transcript is spliced from 5 exons. Gene Ontology annotation, biological process: anatomical structure development. The record is from RefSeq and is a predicted model, not a curated record. Gene Ontology annotation, molecular function: calcium ion binding; signaling receptor binding. Gene Ontology annotation, cellular component: extracellular region; cell surface. The coding region runs from base 595 to 1683 and encodes 362 amino acids.
UUCAGUCUUGUCAUGACGGUGAACCUGUGAAGUCAGAGAGUUUAUUUUGGAAAAGUUGCAAGCCGUGCUUGAAUCAAAUAAAGUUUCUUUGAUCAGCACUGGAAGGCUUUUUUGUCCAUAUGCAGCUGUGGUGCAAAAGAUGCUAUAUGGGAUAUAAUUUUGUGGAAUGAAAUUGCUUAGAACUUGACUGCAAUAAAAUUUCCACACUAGACAUUAAAGCCUUAACGAUUUGGUGAUUUCCACCGAAAAAGCACCACAAAUGCACAUGGGGAUUGUGUGCAAGAGAACCAUUUGGGAGCGAACCUCAAUUUCAUCAAACUUGCAAUUAUCUUGGGCAAGAUACCAAACACAAUAAAUGUUGAAGGAAGUUUCUUCUGUGAGAUUUUUCAUUGCUUCAUCGAUAGUUGGUACGUUUCUCAUUGGGAUAGGUCAGCAAACAUUUUCUGUUUAAAUCGUCAAAUUACAAAGGAAAUACAGUGUUCGUGACGAAAAAGAAGUUCUCUCUUUCUGGUUCGUCCAACUUUAAUUGCAACUCAUUGCAGAGGAAAUACUUAAAUGGUAUUGUGAAGAAGAAGAAGAGGAGAAGAAAGGAAAAUGGCAAAAUACUGGAUCAGUUUUCUAUUUAUCGUGGGAAUCUCAAUAUUGCCCAAAGUAGCAUCUAUACUCAAUCAUAAGCACCAGAACAAUUCACAUCCACUAAAAUUAACACUAAUCAACUCAAGUGGAUUCAAUCGUCACCCUUGGUGGCAAAUGACAACGGAGAGGUCAGCUGUUACCUUCUCAACUCUUGCCAGUAAUCCAUUCACGUGGAAUAAUGCAGUAGAAACGACUACAACACCAUCCCCAUCCACACAAAGUCCCCACAGAUCUCACCGAUCGGGACAUCAUCAUAAAAGCCAUAUUAGACGACACGUUUGUCCAGAGAGGAAAACAAUUCACGUUCCAGUGAAAACAAAAGAGAUUUUCAAUAAGCCAACAUUGCGUCAAUUCUCUGAACCCUGCACAAAUCAAAACCUCUGCACUGGGGUUCGAAUUGUACAUGAACCAGCAUACAGGGAUGUUAUACGCCACCAUAGUGCCCACCACAUUGUGUACAACUGUUGUCCGGGUUGGGAGAGGAUUCAUGCCAACAGCAGUGGUUGCAACAAGCCGGUAUGCAGACUAGGAUGCAAGAAUGGUGGAAAAUGCGUUAAACCAGACAUUUGUAGUUGCAAAAGUGGAUUUAUUGGAGCUUCAUGCGAGCUAGAUUUAAAUGAAUGCAAGGAGGAAAAACCUUGUGAUCAGAUGUGCUUCAACACUGAAGGAUCCUACUACUGCACCUGUCGUGAGGGAUUUGUUCUUCAGCCAGAUAGACAGAGCUGUAAAAAAAUAGACGAUGACGAAACUGCGCUGGAAGCCAGAGAAAUGGAUGUGAAUGACGUUGACUAUGACGAAAUCAAUGCUAGGCUCGUUAAAUUGGAAAAGCAUUCAUCUCAGACGGAGCUUUUGGAGAAGAAAUUUCGUCAAGCAUUAGAAAAGGUGGAAUCGAUGAAUACACGCUUGGAUAUGUUGGAACGGAGACAAUACGAAAUCAAUUACUUCAGAGAGAAGUUAAAGUCCUAUGAACUUCAGUCGAAAAAAGUGGAGAAUUUAAUUAAUUUGUGGUACAAGUGUCAAAAACAUCCUCAUUUAUACUGCCCGUAGAUCAAUCGUCUGAGAAUGUUUAGAUCUCAUUUAAUAAAGUGCAUUUAUGAUUUGGAGAUAUGAUUUGAUCGAUCUGAUAAUAUGAAGUUUUAUAAGAAAAUAUAAACUUUUUUUAAAAA